Molecule: messenger RNA, 1274 nt
Organism: Bufo gargarizans (Asiatic toad)
Lineage: Eukaryota; Metazoa; Chordata; Amphibia; Anura; Bufonidae
Product: fibrinogen-like protein 1-like protein
Exons: 2
Coding region: 1-825 (274 amino acids)
Source: RefSeq, a predicted model, not a curated record
AUGAUGGAGGUAAAGCUGUGGACCAUCUGCUGCUUGAUGCUAUCGGGAGUCCCGGUCUCCUGGACGGAGGAGGAGAUGGACCUAAAAAAACUGGCAAGUUCACAGAUUGCGAACAUCGACAUGAUUGAUGACGUAAGCGUCAUUAUCAACUAUCACCAGCUGCGAGAGAAGAGAGUCUAUUUCACCAGGGACUGCGAUGAGCUCUACCUCUUGGGGCACAGGAAGAGCGGCGUCUACGUGAUCCAGCCUACAGGCUCCCCUUAUCUGGUGGUCCAGUGCUACAUGUAUGACUGCGGGGGCUGGACCGUCAUCCAGAGGAACAGCUUUGACACGUACAUCAGCUGGCAUGAGACGUGGACCGCUUAUGAAUACGGCUUCGGGAACAUCGUGUUGGAUCAUUAUCUCGGCAAUCACUAUAUCAAACUGUUAACUGCGCAAAAGUGGUACAAAGUCCGGUUCCUCCUGGUGGAUUCUGAGAACCGGACCAGACGUGCCGACUACGACAGCUUCUACCUGACCAAUGCCACGGACAAGUACCAGCUGAAAUUAGGGACCUACGAGGGAGACGCCGGCGACUCCCUGUCAUCCGGGAACCACAAGAACCUGCAUGACAAUAUGAGGUUCUCGACUUAUGACGACGACAACGAUCGGCUGCACAACGUAAACUGCGCCAAUAAACACGGCGGCGGCUGGUGGUUCGAUUCUUGCUACGACGCUCACCUCAACAAUAAGGGGCUUCUGCACUGGAAGACGCUGUGUGACCAUAACUGCAGGCGCUCGGUCAUCCUGAUAAAACCCGUUCAUAUGUAUUGUAACCGGGUGUAGUGAGGGCGCAGGCCCGGCUCAGCUACAUACAACACGCCAAUCAAUUAUCUACAUCAUUUGUAAUUCUGAUUAAAAUUCUCAUCAUAGAAACCUCCGAGAAUCUCUCAUGUCCUCAAUGGUGCAGGCGUCCUAAUGAUUCAUACGGUGUCUAAUAAAUAGCAGCAUGUGAACAGGGUCCAGAAGUCUUACAGUCUGUGAGCAUCUCCGCAUGUUGGGUUCAGACGUCACUGGGGACGUUUGAUACAAGGGGUUUCCACAUUCAACAAUUCUGACGGUGGGGGGGGUCAUCAUAUUACUACAAUUCUGACGGUGGGGGGGUCAUCAUAUUACUACAAUUCUGACGGUGGGGGGGUCAUCAUAUUACUACAAUUCUGAUUGUGUGUGUGUGUGUGUGUGUCUCAUCAUAUUACUACAAUUCUGACAGUGUAGAUUAAAUUUUGUAGGGAAAC